CGACAAGAAAAUAUCGCCGCCCUGCAAAAUAUCUUAGCAGCCAGCCAGCAAUGUCGUGGAACCACCCGGAUGAGAAUAAAGAGGCCACGAGGUAGGCGGUGCGGCGAGUCUCCCCACACCCACCUGCCGCACGAGCGCGCGCGUGACGCGAGUAACAGCUUCCAGAUAUUUCACCACGUGGAAAAGCGACGCCACCAAGGAUAAAAGAUCGGCCGGUCGUUCGGCCGGAGCACGCCGGAGUCCAGUCGAAGCAGGCAAAGGCUAGGAGCGAUAGCGAAGAAGACGAUGGAGGCUCAUCUGCGGGAGCUCGCGCGCUUGCCGCAGGACCUUCUGGCGGUAUGCUCUUCUGCUGGAUGGACGGACCAGAAGCACAUGCUCUACCUAAGCUUACUGCAGGAAUCCUUUGUGAACCGAUUACACGACCGUGAAACCAGCUUCGAGGGACUCUUCAGUCUGUCCCCAAGACCUUCUAGACCCAAGUCCUGCAGAAAGGUUGAGCAGAUCAGACCACCCUGCUGUGAGGAUGAGGAAGAUGGAGAAGACCGUUCUACUACGUAUGAUGAUGCAUCAGACACCGAGACGGGACAAGAGUCCAGGUCCAGCUGCUCCCGAGCAAGCGCGACGAGCUGUGGAAAGUCGUCCGCAUUCCAUUCUGGCAAGCGCGAGCGUUCCCCUUCCAGGCCUGCAGAUACUUGCAAGAGAACCACCUACUCGUGCGUUUCCUCAGAGGGGUCAGAUCAAAAUUUCACUGACGAGGACGUCGAGGAUACGAACUGGAUUGGAGAAUCCAGACGACGUCGCGGCAACAAGAGACUCAAG
Molecule: messenger RNA, 819 nt
Organism: Lolium rigidum
Lineage: Eukaryota; Viridiplantae; Streptophyta; Magnoliopsida; Poales; Poaceae
Exons: 3
Biological process (GO): regulation of circadian rhythm; response to cold
Source: RefSeq, a predicted model, not a curated record